Messenger RNA from Octopus sinensis (East Asian common octopus), 828 nucleotides. RefSeq lists its product as uncharacterized. The transcript is spliced from 4 exons. The coding region runs from base 264 to 800 and encodes 178 amino acids. Lineage: Eukaryota; Metazoa; Mollusca; Cephalopoda; Octopoda; Octopodidae. The record is from RefSeq and is a predicted model, not a curated record.
AUUUGCACACGCGCACGCGCUAUGUGUAAACACGCCAAACAAACAAUACACGUGCGCGUAAAAUUAACCAAUCGCUAAAUAAUACAAUUAUUAAAACGGAAGAUAAAAAUUCAAAUGUUGUUUCAUUCAAAGCAGAAAAAGUAAUAACAAAUAAAGUCAGUUUGAUCUACGCAGCAGUCACGGAAGCUGCAACAUCAGUCUUAUAUCUAAAUUCUAUGAACGACACAGUUAAUAAUAGAUUGUUUGAAACAUAAAAAGCAAAAAUGAUCUUCCGGAAUGUUUGGGGUGUGUUUAUCCUGUUGCUUUUCAACAUGGUCUAUCGCAGUUCAGCAAAAGGCGGUAGCAAUACCACCUUGUGUACCAAGAAACAUCUAAUUCUUCGUCCACUGAAGUUAUACUUUCAAUGUGGUUAUACGAUGCGGAAAGACGAAACGAACAAAGCGCCUACUGUGUUUUAUCCAGAAAUUAAGGAGGAGCCAUAUGAUGCAUAUAUUCUGAUUAUGGUUGAUCCAGAUGCCAAUUUAGAUCCCCGUUUAUACUGGUUGCAUUGGUUGAAAACAGAAAUUUCUUAUGAUGCUGUGAAAAAUGGCAUUCAUGCAGAGCCUUCUGACGAAGUGGCCUAUGAAGGUCCGAGCCCACCUUCAGGUAUCCAUCGAUAUCAGUUUUUUCUGUAUGGAGAAAAUCUCAAUAAACUCAAACUGCCAUCAAUGCGAUCAGGUCGUUUAUUUGAUUUCGUAAAAUUUGAAAAGACCAACAGGUUACAAGUUAUAAGUAGUUUUCAAUACUUGGUUUCUGCUUAACCAAUGAUUUGAAGAACAGGGAAAUGUU